This is a messenger RNA of Panonychus citri (citrus red mite), 1397 nucleotides long. Its product is annotated as trimeric intracellular cation channel type 1B.1-like. The transcript is spliced from 4 exons. Lineage: Eukaryota; Metazoa; Arthropoda; Arachnida; Trombidiformes; Tetranychidae. Gene Ontology annotation, biological process: potassium ion transmembrane transport. Gene Ontology annotation, cellular component: membrane. The record is from RefSeq and is a predicted model, not a curated record. Gene Ontology annotation, molecular function: identical protein binding; potassium channel activity. The coding region runs from base 396 to 1250 and encodes 284 amino acids.
GAUGAAGAUGAAGAUGAAGAUGAAGAUGAUGUUCACAGAUUCUACAUCUACUUUUAGAUACUUUUUGAUUGCAUCCAUUGUACUUUUGUUCAUUGAAAAGGCAAAUGAGACCAUUUUAUCAUCUUAAUCAUCAUCAUCUUCUUCAGCUCAUCGUCCAUUAUUUUCAUGAUUGAACCCGAAUCGAGAUCAAAUUGUGUCCUAAUUAGAUUGAACCAACGAAAAACGAAAACGAUAUUGUCCAGAUUUACUUUGUUUUAAUCUUCAAUCUUUAAUAAUUCGCCAAAUGAAAUUUACAUCAGAAUAAUUGAUUGUUAAUUGUUACUCCUUCUUUUCCGUUUUCUAUCCUACAAUUGUGACCAAUUUCUGAUUAGUGAAAGAAAUCAAAGUUAAUCAUCAUGGAUCCGGAACAAUUUCUAGAGCUCGCUAAUACAGUGACGAAGAUGAAAAUGUUUCCUUACUUUGAAAUGGCUCAUGCGGUGAUUAGUUGUCUCUACAUUCGUGAUGAUUUAGGUUCGGGUGCUCAUCCCUUUUCAAGAAAACACCCUUUCUCUUGUUGGUUAUCGUCUAUGGUCAACAUCUUUGCUUCGGCGAUUUUGGCCAAUUUUUUACUCGGUGAACCAAUUGUUGGUGCUUUUCGCAAUCCUAAUCAAAUACUUCUCGCCACCGUCGUUUGGUACCUCAUAUUUUACUCGCCUUUUGAUUUCGUCUACAAGGUGUGCAAAUUCAUGCCCUGUAAGGUCAUUCUGGCGGCGAUGAAGGAGGUUAUCAGGUGUAAAAAAGUUCAUGAUGGUGUUUCUCAUGCAGCCAAAAUCUAUCCAAAUGGAUUCCUCAUAAUGAUCGCCAUUGGAACCGUUAAAGGUAAUGGUGCGAGUUUCAUUAAGAUAUUGGAACGAUUGAUGAGAGGAGUUUGGACACCGAAUGCAAUGGAAAUUUUAACACCCACUUUUCCAACGAAAGCUUCGAUUGCUGCUUCGAUUAUCUUUAUUGUCGACAAGAAAACGGACUGGAUUUCGGUUCCUCAUGCAUUAGUUUACUUUGGAAUUGUUAUUUUCUUUGUAUAUUUCAAACUCUCUUCCAUUUUGUUAGGCAUUCAUGAUCCUUUUGUCCCGUUUGAGAAUCUAUUCUGUGCCAUUUUCCUUGGAGGUAUUUGGGAUGCGCUGGCUCACAUUAUAACGAAUGCCAAAAAAGGUGAUGAAAAUAGUCCCAAAGUGGAAAUUCCUAGAAGAGAAGAGACAAAAAAGAAGGAUUAAUUUAAUUGUGUUUUCGACCAACUAUCAUCCUGGAACUUUGGAAACUUUCAAAAAUGAACUGAAUCAAUUUUGAUUGUACAAAAUUUUCACUAUUUUUCACCUUCUCCUUCAGUGUAAUUAUCCCAAAUAAAAGUUACCAACGUUAAA